This is a messenger RNA of Ostrea edulis (European flat oyster), 5268 nucleotides long. RefSeq names its product paired amphipathic helix protein Sin3a-like. The record is from RefSeq and is a predicted model, not a curated record. The transcript is spliced from 26 exons. Gene Ontology annotation, biological process: negative regulation of transcription by RNA polymerase II. Lineage: Eukaryota; Metazoa; Mollusca; Bivalvia; Ostreida; Ostreidae. The coding region runs from base 126 to 3860 and encodes 1244 amino acids. Gene Ontology annotation, cellular component: chromatin. Gene Ontology annotation, molecular function: transcription corepressor activity.
AGAAAAGUUUGUAUUGAUAUUCGGAAGGGAAUCCCAGAAGAACAAUCCGACAAAUAUCACAAUCAUCGGUGGUGAAAACGAAGGUCAGAAGGAGCUCCUUUUCCAGCUGAAAAUCUGGGCAGCUAAUGAAUACGCAGUCCAGAAGAGGUCCCCAAGGGGAGUCGCAGUAUCCCAGAGUUAUCGCCCCUUCAGCCCAGCAGCGAUUUGACAUACCAGCUGCUGCCGCUGAGAACCUGGCUCAGCUGCCGUUUCCCAUGCACAAUUUCCCGACAACACAGUCACAUGUUCAUUCAUCCGCGAUGCAUCCCCAGCCUAAUCCAGCCUUGCCAGGUCACCACGGUCCACCGACUGGUCAGCAGGGAUCGUCUCAGCCUUCUCUCCAGCAAGGACCCCCUCCACAGGCCCACUCUGCCACAGCCCAGGGACAACAGCAGCAGUUCCAGCGACUGAAGGUGGAGGAUGCUCUCUCCUAUCUCGAUCAGGUCAAGUUACAAUUUGGGAACCAGCCUCAGGUCUAUAAUGACUUCUUGGACAUCAUGAAGGAGUUCAAGUCGCAAACAAUUGACACCCCAGGAGUCAUAAAUCGGGUCUCCAAUCUGUUCAAGGGACACCCCGACCUAAUUGUGGGCUUCAACACCUUCCUCCCGCCAGGGUACAAGAUCGAGGUCCAGGCGAACGAGAUCAGCGUGCAUCAGCCAGGUCAACAGACGCUCUGUAUCCCUACAAAUACACCGAUCAUGUUGCCAUCAGCAACGCCAAUGCCGGGACAUAAAUUGGACAUGUUUUCCAUGCCGCAGAAAACGACCCCGCCCCCUGCGCACAUGCCUACUACCCCCAGCCAUGGAUCAUCACACCAUUCUUACCAUCAGUCACCCCACCGCGGGGGAUCAGAUCAGCUAGCAUCCACAAACCAGAGUCAUCAACCACAGCCCCAACAACCUCAGGCAGGGCAGCCUGUCGAAUUCAACCACGCCAUCAACUAUGUCAACAAAAUCAAGAAUCGAUUUCAAGGACAGCCGGAAAUUUAUAAAGCCUUUCUGGAGAUCCUGCACACGUACCAGAAGGAACAGAGGAAUCUCAAAGAGGGAAUCGUAUCUCCUGGUUGUAAGCCGCUGACUGAGGCCGAGGUCUACUCUCAGGUGGCCAAGCUGUUCCAGAACCAGGAGGACCUACUGGCCGAGUUUGGUCAGUUCCUGCCAGACGCCAACGGGUCGUCGUACGGGGGAUACCUGAACAUGUUACAGGGGGACACCUCCUCCCUCGGGGUCAGAAACGACCACUCCUCCACCGUCAAAAAACCAUCACUGGGCAACAAAAGUCAGCUGGGGAAAAGUGGAAAUCAACACAGACGACCCUCAGGGGGGCCUCAACCUCCUCAGAAGAAACAGAGAACGGGGACUCUGAAAGACAUUUCUUUAGCAGAAGCUGGUCGAUAUGGGACACUGAACGAGUUCGCAUUCUUUGAUAAAGUAAGGAAGUUUCUGAAACACCCGGAGGUUUACGAGAACUUCCUGCGGUGUCUGGUUCUCUUUAACCAGGAAGUGAUUUCACGGACAGAGCUGGUUCAACUUGUGCAAACUUUCCUCCAGAGGUCCCCAGAGCUGUACAAGUGGUUCAAGGAUUUUCUCGGAUAUAAGGAGUCAGGCGGCACCACUGAAGCCAUACCCCAGGGAGCCCUAGGGAAGGAGAGAGUCGGUGGAGAGCUGGCCAUGGAAAUAGACUAUGCUACCUGUAAGAGAUAUGGAGCCAGCUACAGAGCACUACCGAAGUCCUACCCCCAGCCAAAGUGUUCAGGCCGCAGCCCGCUGUGUAGAGAGGUGUUGAACGACACCUGGGUAUCCUUCCCGUCUUGGUCAGAAGACUCCACGUUUGUGACGUCACGGAAAACACAGUAUGAAGAACACAUCUACCGAUGUGAAGAUGAAAGGUUUGAGCUUGACGUCGUCAUAGAAACAAACCUGGGUACAAUCCGUUGCUUGGAGGCAGUGCAGAAAAAAAUGGGUCGCAUGUCCUCCGAGGAAGCGGCUAAAUUUCGACUGGACAACUCGCUAGGGGGGUCAUCUGAUGUACUUCAGAGAAAAGCCAUACAGAGAAUUUAUGGAGACAAAGCUCCAGACAUUAUCGAUGGUCUUAAAAAGAACCCUGUUGUGGCAGUUCCAUUAGUGCUAAGGAGACAGCGAUCAGAACAGGAAACAGAGAGUGCUGAAGCGUUUAACCCUCACCUGAGUUAUAUAUACAAGGACAGAUCAAUCGUAGAGGAUUCAGCAUCGCUAGUACUCCAUCACAUGAAGCGACAAGCUGGAAUCCAUAAGGAAGAUAAACACAGGAUCAAGCUGUUGCUACGACAACUGAUACCAGAUCUGUUCUUUUGUCCACGACAGGAAAUGAGCGACGACGAGGAGGAAGAUGAAAUGGAAACUGAUGAGGCAGAUAAGGAAGCACCAAAAUCAGAAGAAAAGAAGGAACCGGAAAAGGACAAAACUUCAAGUUCAGGGAGAAAUAAUAAGGACAGUGAAAUGGCCACUCAGCCAAUCAAGGAAGAGAAAAUGGAAACAGAAAUUAAGAUGGAAGAAGAGGAAGAAAGCAAAUCUGCAGAUUCCGCUGUCAUCAACGGGAACCAAGACGAAAACACGAAUGAUGAAGAUAUUGAAGACGACGAUGUGUACUCGCUGUUCUUUGUCAACAAUAACUGGUAUCUGUUUUUUCGCCUCCAUCAAAUCCUCUGUGAACGUCUGUACAAAAUUUACACGUAUUCUGUUAAAAUUGCUGCCGAGGAGGCCCAGUGUCGGAAAGACAGAAAAGAAUCCACUGCCAUCGCUCUACGUCUGAAGGCCCCAAGUGAGAUUGAGGCCGAGGAGUAUUACCCAUACUUCCUGGAGAUGGUGAAGAGCUUGCUGGAUGGGAACCUGGAAUCCACGCAGUACGAGGACCAGCUAAGAGAAAUGUACGGCAUUCAUGCCUACAUUGCCUUCACGAUGGAGAAACUCGUUCAGAAUCUUGUCAGACAAUUGCAGCACAUUGUCCAGGACGAGUCGUGUGUGCGGAUCACUACACUCUUCCAGGAAGAACGCAAGAACGGCGCCACAGGUGGUCGAGUCGCCACCGUCCAUCAGCGGUCAGCGAAGGAGAACGUCUACCAGAAGAGGGCGGAGCAAAGCCUCAGUGAAGAAAACUGUUUUAAAGUCGUCCUGUUCAAGAAGGAGUGUAAGUUGACCUUUGAACUCAUGGACACUGACCACGAGCAGUCUGACGACCCAAUAGAAGUGGAGCGUUGGUCCGAGUACGUGGAGAAGUACGUCUCCAAGGACGACACCGUAUCCGAUGACCUCAAGGAACACCUGAACCGCAAACCGGUCUUCUUACCCAGAAAUGUGCGACAAUGGCGUCUACACCAGAAGAAUCAGAAAUCGCGGUCGGAUACGGAAACGGAAGAAAUUCCUGGGUCACCCAAACAAUCCACAGAAGACAUGGAUAUUCUGGACAACACGGAGUGUAAAUUUAACGUCAACUCGUUUAAAAUCGUGUAUGUCGUCAACAGCGAGUACUACCUGUACAAACGGACGGCACUCACAAAGGCCAGGGAGUCUCACAAGAGAGUGUCCGUGAAGCUUCAUGACAAAUUCUCCACAUGGAUCAGUCGCUGGCGUCAGGAAAAUCUGACGGAAGAGCAGAAAAAGAGGUGCGAGAGGUGGCUGAUGGGAGACGGGGAUGAUCUCGUGGCGUGUACCACCACGCUGGAGCAGUGCGGCGCAGAGGAUACCACACCUUACUUCCCCUACAAUAAGUACCGCGUGGAGUACGAAUACGAGACCAAGAGUGAGGCAGGGGAACCAGAACCAGCUAAAGAGGCCACCAGUUAAAGCUUUUGUGGUACACUGUUUGUAAAAGUUACUUGUGAAAAUUACACAAUGCAAGACGGUUACACAAAAUUUGAUGUGUAAUGGUUCUUCGUCCUCGUGCGAUUAACCGACGUUUGUCAUCGUUCGCGGCAGGAUAUUUUAUUCUUUUUAUGAGAACCAAUGAAUGAAUUUUCACCUCACUUUGAACAGGGGGAGGGGGGUGGGGGACAUGUGUACAGACCUGUAGGUCUAAGUUCACAUUGACUUGUGUACCAAAGUUUGGUGAUCAUAAUGAAAAAGAAAUAUUUUUUAAGCGAGAUUUAAUAUAUGGCCCGGAGUUGAAAUUGUACAUAGAGGCGUGUGACGUACCUGGACUUCUGGUUCUGUGAGUGUUUACAAGCGACCAGCAUUGUCUGUGUUACAGAUUGUACAUAGAGGCGUGUGACAUACCUGGACUUCUGGUUCUGUGAGUAUUUACAAGCGACCAGCGUUGUCUGUGUUACAGAUGUUAAAAUGUGUAACUCCUGUUAUUCGUGUUCUGAUUAAAAUCUGUAUUUGUAUAUUACAUUAGCUUUUGACUAUUUUAUUACAUUAUUUAUGUAAUACUUUUAUAACAUGUACAUUAGCUAUGUAAUAUUUUGAUCACUCAGUCUUGCAUUUGUCGAGUCUCAGAAUUAGGUUGGAGAUGUUGUAUAUAUUUAUAUAUGUGUUUCCCCGACUCUCACUAGUAAAUGAUAUUUUUUAUUAAGAAGUAUAAAUAGGUUCACUCUAUACUGUGUACUGUAAGUAAUGGCAAGUCCUGCCCUCCAUUUCAGAUUCACCUCUACUGCCAUAUAAAUUAGCUUCAGGCACAUUUCCAUUUUUCACUCAUGCUUUGUCUCAUUUGCUAUCCUUUAUUUAUUGUUUGUCAUGGUCUCAAUUAAAUAAGAAAUUUCAAGUGACAUUUUGGCAAGAAACCUUGUCUAUGUACGUUUCGUAAAAAUAUGGAUGUUUAUUUACAUUGCGUAACAAUAUAAAUAUAUAUGUUGCAUAACAGUAUGAAUAUUUAUAUACGUUACGUAACAAUAUGAAUAUUAAUAUACAUUACAUAACAAUAUAAAUAUUCAUAAAUGUUACGUAACAAUAUGAAUAUUUAUAUAUAUGAAUAUAUACGUUACGUAACAAUAUGAAUAUUUAUAUACAUUACGUAACAAUAUGAAUGUCUAUGCGUGGAGAGAUGACUCGCCUCAUGAUUGCUGUAUAUAGAUACAUAUGUCAUUGUAAAUAUUCACGGACUUGGAGUAGCAGGCGUUGACAUUUUUGUUACACAUGACAUUGUAAUUCGUGUGCAGAUAUUGUCUGAUAAUAUUAUCAGAUGUUGCCUUGUUUACCAGUCGUUACAUUGUGUAUGUUUAGCGUAGAAGAAGUGUAAUAAAUAUAUAAAGUACAA